Molecule: messenger RNA, 1907 nt
Organism: Pipistrellus kuhlii (Kuhl's pipistrelle)
Lineage: Eukaryota; Metazoa; Chordata; Mammalia; Chiroptera; Vespertilionidae
Gene: CPLANE2
Product: ciliogenesis and planar polarity effector complex subunit 2
Exons: 6
Coding region: 665-1462 (265 amino acids)
Molecular function (GO): GTPase activity; GTP binding
Source: RefSeq, a predicted model, not a curated record
CAGAGAGAGAGAGAAAGAAUUGACUGGAAGGCACAAUCACAGUGGACAGUGGCUUCUGACUCAUUUUUAAGACCUUGAGCAAGUCCUUUCAGCUCCCUGAGCUGCUUUUCCCCCCCGCUGUGAAGGCAGAGGUGUUAACUCAUCUCGAGGCCCUGCAGAGCAGAAUUAAUACAGCGGCAAUAAUAAUAAUAAUUAAUAAUAAUAAGCACUGCUGUGGACAGUGCUCAGUAUUGUAAGGAAUCCUAGGAGGUAAUAGUAUUUCACCUCCCCUCUGUAGAAGAGGGAACGGCACGGAGAGGCAGUGGACCUGUCCUCCCGCAGAAGGGGGAUUUGAUUACUUUCAGAGGAAAAGACGGGGCUCCCACUCAGCAGCGAAGAUCCAGUCCCUGAGCGGCGGUAGCCUCUGACGUAGGAGAGACCCGCCCUCCAGCCCCGCCCUGAAUCAGGCAAGCUAACUCCGCCCCCCGCGUCGUCAUGGCAACACUCCGCACAUGCGCCUCUGACAGCGGACUUGCCGGUGGCUCUCCAAGCCCAGAGGCUUGCAGGCCCCGCGGAGGCAGGCCGGGCGGCGGAGCGGGAGCAGGAGCGUGGGAAGGACUCCUAAAGGGACACGGGGGACUGCAGAUGCGUUCUGCCAUCGCCCACCCCGUCCCGGUGCCCAGCCAUGGCCAAACCACCCGCCCCUGGCUCAGUGAUUGUCCCCGACUGGCACGAGAGCGCCGAGGGCAAGGAGUGCCUGACCUGCAUCCUGCGCAGGAACCGCCGACGGGUGUUUGGGCUGCUCGAGCGACCAGCGCUGCCCCCCACCAUGGCCAUUGACACGGCCAGCUACAAGAUCUUCGUGUCCGGGAAGAGUGGUGUGGGCAAGACGGCGCUGGUGGCCAAGCUCGCCGGCCUGGAGGUGCCCGUGGCACACCAUGAGACCACUGCGGCUGCCCCGGCCUCGCCAGGCAUCCAGACCACCGUGGUGUUCUGGCCGGCCAAGCUGCAGGUCAGCGAGCGUGUCGUCAUGUUCCGCUUCGAGUUCUGGGACUGCGGGGAGUCUGCGCUCAGGAAGUUUGACCACAUGCUGCCGGCCUGCCAGGAGAAGGCGGACGCUUUCCUCUUCCUCUUCUCUUUCACCGACCGAGCCUCUUUCGAAGACCUCCCUGGACAGCUGACCCGCAUAGCCGGCGAGGCCCCUGGUGUCGUCAGGAUGGUCGUUGGCUCCAAGUUUGACCAGUACAUGCACACGGACGUGCCCGAGCGUGACCUCACAGCCUUCCGGCAGGCCUGGGAACUGCCCCUCCUGCGGGUGAAGAGUGUGCCUGGGCGGCGGCUGGCCGAUGGGCGCACACUGGAUGGGCGGGCUGGGCUGGCUGACAUUGCCCAUGUGCUCAAUGCCCUGGCGGAGCAGCUGUGGCACCAGGACCAGGUGGCAGCUGGCCUGAUUCCCAGCCCUACAGAGAAUGCCCCCGGCUGACAUGAGUGGGCACCUGUGGUCCUGACUCCGGACUCUCAGGUGGCCCUGAGCAGGGGAUGGGACCCAGGACCUAGGGCUUGGUCUCAUCACGAGGACUGGGCAGGGAGGAUGGUGGCCUGUAAAGACUCUGCCCCAGAAGCACUUUCCUUGCAGAAUUCAUAGCAUGAGGUGUGGGCAGUGGUUUAAGGUCCUCUGGCCUUCUCCCUUGGCCCUGGGGGCCCAGGCUCUGGAAACUGAAGAACUGCAUGGGCAGGACCCCAGGACUCCAGCAUCUCCCCAGCCUCCUGCUGUCCCUCCCCUUCUGCAGCACAUAGAGAAGAUGACUGGGGAGAGAGGGGGUCUCAGCUGGGCCCUGGACCUCAAGUGACUUCAAUCAAGACCUCGUAUUACAGAGUGGGGCAAAAGUAGGUUUACAGUUGUUUGUAUGGAAAAUAAGACCAUGAAC